Messenger RNA from Caenorhabditis remanei, 225 nucleotides. RefSeq lists its product as uncharacterized. The coding region runs from base 1 to 225 and encodes 74 amino acids. The record is from RefSeq and is a predicted model, not a curated record. NCBI's taxonomy places the organism in Eukaryota, Metazoa, Nematoda, Chromadorea, Rhabditida, Rhabditidae. The transcript has 2 exons.
AUGGAAAAAUUGGAUGUACCUUACGUUACCGGACACCAUCUUGCUGGAACCGUAAAGCUUCCAUGCAAUGGAGGAUUUCUACUCGACCACUAUAAGGAAUCAUUCGGUGUGGAUAUACAUCAUCGUAUGUCUCCUAUCGUCAUGGACCGAUGUCAACCUCAUGCGAUGGAAUAUAUAUGGUUCCGCCAUGAGAUGGAAAAAUUGAUGAAGAAGAAGACAUUUUAA